AUGAAGCUUCAACUUUCUCUUCUUGGGCUGGUCGUCCUGGCCCUUGCAAAGCCACAGGAUCCUCCAGUAUCAUCUACACCAACUGAGCCUCCCGCCGAACCACCAACCGAACCACCAGCUCCGGUUCCUGUCCCAAUUCCCUCUCCUCCCACAUCUACGGUCCCUGCUCCUCCAGCUGAUCCAGCUCCGGCCCCUCCACCUGCGGACCCAACUGGUGCACCUAUCCCAGACGGACCAAUCUGCGAGUGUGGAUAUACCUACUGUGCUGCCGUUCUCAAAGCAAUGGCAAAACCAUGGAGUGAUGGUCAACUUUCAACUGCGUACUGUGAGACUCCCAAUGCAGUUUGUAAAGACCAGUCCCCAGGUAGCAACGUCGACAACGCUCUAUUCAUUUGUCUCUGCGCCGAACCUGAUCAAAAGGUUGGAGACCACAUUGAACUUUUAUGCGGUUGUGAUGCAUGUCUUAAUGUUGGGCCGGACUUUAGAGGUCGGUGCAAGAGUCCUUGUAGAGCUGGUCACGCAGCAAAGGGAGGAGGUGGUGGGAAGGGAGGGGACAGAGUCAGAGGAAGCAAUCCCAUGAGAUUUUGGUAG
Fusarium venenatum is the source of this 591-nucleotide messenger RNA. RefSeq lists its product as uncharacterized. Lineage: Eukaryota; Fungi; Ascomycota; Sordariomycetes; Hypocreales; Nectriaceae. The record is from RefSeq and is a predicted model, not a curated record.